This is a messenger RNA of Enterobius vermicularis (human pinworm), 1605 nucleotides long. Lineage: Eukaryota; Metazoa; Nematoda; Chromadorea; Rhabditida; Oxyuridae. The record is from the annotation of a GenBank genome assembly.
AUGCUUGAUCAACUUAUUAAGGAGACGUCAAAUGCGAUUUUCAGAGUCGGUUGCCCAUGGCAUGCUCUUAUUUUUCGGUUACUUCGAAACAACAAUUCGUUAGUGUGGCGGGUGGAAAAAGGAGUCGCAUAUGCGCCAAUGAUUGGAAAAAGUGAUGAAGAAAUUUUAUUACUUUAUCCACAUUGGCAUGCGGUUGCAAAUGAUACAGAGGGAGUUGCUGAGAUUUCGCUGACAAAAAAUGCUGCUUGGUACAUAACGAAUUCCGGUCAGGUUUUUGCGCAACUGAGACUUCCUGAAAUGGGAAUUUUUGGCCGUUGUGAAACUCCUUGGCGAUUACACAGUAUUACUGCUAGCGAAGUGGCGGUAUGGGCAAUACAAAGUGAUACAGGUCAUUUAGUCGUACGUGCUGGAUUAAAGCAUACUCCGCUCGGUCUUGACUGGGUUGAAAUAGAUUGUGAGGGACCUUCACGCUUAUUAAGCGUUUGUCUUUUUGGUCAAAGCGGAUGGGCCAUUGAUAGCAAUUAUUGUUUGUGGUUCAUCAAUGGAGUUGAUUUUCAAAGUCCCUUUGGAACCACCGGUGUUUGGUUACAGGUCUGUUGUCCGUGGGCUGAUUCACCAGAUCUUUCUCGUUGUCGUCUUAAUGAAAUUAACGUGAAAGUUUCUUCAUUUGGUGUAUUCGUUAAUAUUGGUCGCAAGCUAUAUUGGAGCUCUUCGAGAAGUUGUAUUACAGGACAUUCAUUUAAAAGGAUGGUUCCAGAAAAAUUUGCUCAUGAUGACUCUUUUGAAAUGAUCUCUGCAGGAGGACUUAGUGUCGGCGAUACUGACUUUGUUGCACUGUGCCGUAAAAACGAAUUGUAUUUGUUCCGGCUAAAAACUAGAAAUUUUUGUUCCUUACCUGUCAUACCAUCUUCUUUGAGUGCUUCUGUCUCCCAAAUUUGUUCGAUCAACAGCUCUGUGUUCGUUUUGGACACAUCAGGUUGCAUUUAUUUGAAGAAGUCCAUUGGCAAAGUAACGCCUUUUGGGUUGCCAUGGAAUCUAAUUGAUACAGGCCAAUGUGGAUCACCGGUGAAAUCUUUUGCUGUUACACGUUGCUCAAUAUGGGUGCUAACAUUGGAUCUGCAUGUUUAUAUGCACUCGCGCUCGGAGGAUUUCGAACCGUCUGUAGGAAGCAAAGUAUGUUGGAAACAAGUUGAAUUAAAUAACCAGUCUCCCGACCAGAUACGAGCGUCUAAUUCUGGCUUAUAUGUAUGGAUUUUCUCUUCCCAACUAGGCCGAGCGUGGGCUAGAAGUUGUAUAGAUGGAAAUUUUCCAUGUGGCAAAACUUGGCUUGAGGUAUCACUUAAUUACUUUCUUAGACUUCAGGCGAGCACAGAACCUGGUGUUGGGGAACUGGCAGUUGGUUCUCGAGUUGUGUGGUGUUUGUCACAAAGUAACCAGUUAUAUCGGCUUCGAGGGUUGUCCCUUUCUAAUCCGGCAGGAGAUUACUGGAAGGCUGUCCCUAAAAAGUUGAAAGCUAUUUCAGUGGAUUCUAACGAUCACCUAUGGGGCAUUGAUCUGGAAGACCGACUUGUUUAUCAUAAAGUCUGUUUUAAUUUCUGUUUUUAA